AUGGCGUCAUACGCUAGGCCAUGGGAAUACAGACUGCGGAAGUACCUCCUGCUUCUGGCGAUGGUGGUGGUCACGGUCACGUAUGCCGUGGCCUUCAACCUGCCCGGCGGUGUCUGGAGAGAAACCGCCCACGACCACCUCCCCGGUGAUCCAAUCUUCCGGAGCACCAACUACCGCCGUUACCUGGUCUUCUUCUACUGCAACGCACUCGCGUUUGCUGCGUCACUUGUGGUCAUCGUCCUCAUCCUCGUCCUCGACAUUCGGCACGACAAGGAAAAGGAGACCGUCUGGCUCGUUUCUGACGUCGUGCCGCUACGAGUACUCCUGUUGGUGGACUUUGUCGGCCUCAUGGGUUCUUACGUCGCCGGCAGCUGCCAGGACAAGGUUUCCACCAUGUACUUCUCUGUGUUGGUGGCCGCCGUCUUGGCAUACAUCGUGCUUCAGACGGUGCUGAGUUGGUGGUCUCUAGGCAAGAUCUCCGGCUCCAGCGGCGCGAUGUCGACCCGGAAGAAGCUGAAAGUCGAAGAACGGUUCCGCAAGGUCCUGAUGCUUUUCUCAACGUUCGUGCUGAGUUUUUCGUACGUCGCAGGGUUGAGCACACCAGGCGGCUACUGGAAAAGCAAUGAGGCCCGCCACCUCCCCGGAGACGCGAUUCUCAGGGACCGCCAGGGCGUGCGCCUAACGAUCUUCUUACUCUGCAACACCACCGUGUUCCUGGCGUCCCUUCUCAUCAUCAUUCUUCUCAUCAUCAACAAGAAGCUCCUCGAGGAAACGGAGAUGUCUCUCAAGCUCUACGGGUGCAUCCUCGCCGUGCUGGUCGGUCUCUUCGGCGCGUACACUGCAGGCAGCUGCAGAAAGGUGGACACCACCGUCUACCUGGUCAGCCUGGUCGGUGCCAUUGUGAUGUACAUUGAACUCCAUCUCUCUGUUCUUGGACCUGCCAUGACAGCCAUGAAGGGGAACUAUUUGUGGACAAGUAUCCAAUGUCUCUACAAUUCAGCCGCAAAAUGGUUGGAAGACAGAAGAAAAUCCGACGAUGGCAGCCAGGCCCUGAACAAGUCUCGUUCUCUUGUUCUACUACUCGCCACCCUUAUGGCCACCACCACUUACAAGGUGGGGCUGGAUCCACCAGGUGGAUUUUGGGAAAGCAACGGCCGCUAUAACAUCAUCGCCGGCGACCCGCUGCUCCUGAAGAUGAACCCACGGCGUUACAAGGCUUUCUACUACUGCAACUCGGUUUCCUUCGUGGCAUCCUUGGUUGCCAUCGUAAUGGUUCAGAAGGGCCUUCUCGUUUGGCACCACAUGCUGGAGGUGGCCAUGGCACUGGGAUUGUUCGGCCUCAUGGGCGCGUACCUCGCCGGGAGCCUCGGCCACGACGUGAAGACCUCCAUUUACAUCAUGGCCUUGUUUGGCGCCGUCCUGGUCUACUUCCUGAUCCAUAUCGUCUUUUUCACGCUCGACCGUGAUGGUGAACCGAAUGAUGAUUUGAACAAGCUAUUGGAGAAGAGGCGCAAGUGGCUGCUCCUCUUCGAGAUCUUGGCCGCGGCCUAUACCUACCAGGCCGGCGUCUCCCCUUCGAGCAACUUCCUGUUAGGGUCGGACAAGGUGCUCCCGUACUACUUCCAGAUCCACUACGAGGUCUUCUUCUACUGCAACUCGGCGAGCUUCAUGGUUUCAAUGGCCCUUAUUAUCCUCCUCACCAACACCAAGCUGUACAGGGCAGUUAUACAAAGCAAUGUUCUCUCAGUCUUCACGGCGGCCGGCUUGAUUUGUCUUAUGGGUGCCUUUUUCGCCACGGGAUACACGCGAAAUAUCAACACAUCCAUCUACAUCUUCGCGUUGGUGGCCGUGGUCCUCUUCUUCGUAGUGCUACUGUCCGUGGUGUUUUUGUUGAAUAAGCGCAAGAAGAGUAGUGGCAUUAUCGACACGCCAGCUGAGACAUGCACAGAAGAGAGGACAGCGAUGGAAGAAGAAGAAGAAGAAGGAAAAAGGCACGCAAGGCGCAAGUACCUGAUGAUGCUAGGAAUCCUGGUUGCGAGCGUCACCUACCAGGCCGGCCUGAAACCUCCGGGCGGAACGUGGCUGAGCAGCUACGGCGGAUACGAGGCGGGCAACCCGGUGAUGCAUGACAGCAGGAGGACUCGGUACCUCGUCUUCUUCUACGGCAAUUCCACUUCCUUUGUGGCGUCCAUUGUCGUCAUUGUGCAGCUGCUGCGGAAGCCACUACAAGAGAGCAAUGGGUGGCUCACGGUGAUCGACACGACGAUCCUGCUGGAUUUGGCUGCUCUACUAGGGGCAUACAUAGCUGGCUCCAGCAGGGGGUGGGAGACGUCCGCCUGCUUCGUCGCGGUGAUCAUCGUCGUGCUGGGAUGCUUGGCAAUACCUACGGUGCUAUCAUUCUGCUGUUCUAGGAAUCAUGCUACCCCGCAGGAGGGUCAGCAUGGCAGCCAAGAAAGUCCUCCUCAGUCACAGGGACAGCGAGUGGAAAUGUUGUGA
Molecule: messenger RNA, 2496 nt
Organism: Lolium rigidum
Lineage: Eukaryota; Viridiplantae; Streptophyta; Magnoliopsida; Poales; Poaceae
Exons: 3
Coding region: 1-2496 (831 amino acids)
Source: RefSeq, a predicted model, not a curated record